This is a messenger RNA of Acanthocheilonema viteae, 1200 nucleotides long. The record is from the annotation of a GenBank genome assembly. Lineage: Eukaryota; Metazoa; Nematoda; Chromadorea; Rhabditida; Onchocercidae.
AUGUCCCAUGCGAAAUCGAAGUCGCUACUUAUUCGUGCGGAAGGUUUAGGAAAAAAGCGACAAAUCAUUUAUCAUGAAGAUGGACGACGAUUUGUUGACGACAAAAUUGAAAAUGAACAAAGUGUUUCCAAUUUAUGGUCAACAACUCUAACACGUUCAGUGGCACAAGAUUUGAAGGAUCGAUCUAAAGAAGAUUUUACUUCACGAAAUCACGAACGUACACGAUACGUUAUUAUACGUGUCAUCAUAUCUAGCCGCAUGUUGACUAGAACCUUUAUACGAUCAUUACGAUUUGUAUCGUUGGCUGACGGUAGGAUACAGACGACCAGGGGUGUACAAGCUGGGACGAAACAAAGAUUCGGUGCAUAUAAGAGAGCAGGGCGAGUUCUGGUAGAAUCUACAGCUAUGGGUACAACAGGUUUUGCAUUAAUACCUUUUUUGGGUAAGAAGUCAGAAAAAAACAAUGUCUCUGAGGAAGCAUCAAAAUUGGAGCGUUUCAAACGAGAAGCGGAUACGUUAUACAGUGUUUAUUUGAUCGAGAAUGCAUACAAUGUCUUAAGGAGAUUCUCAUCAAGCAAUGAUCCACAAAUGCUUUGGAGACUGGCUCGCGUAUUGUGUGAAAAAGCUAAAAUGUCUAAGGAUAAAGAUGAUAGAAAACGGUUCAUGUAUGAUGCUUUGAAAAUGGCUGAAAAAGCACUCGCUAAUGAAGGUGAAGAAUCAUGUUGGGAGGCUCAUAAAUGGUAUGCUAUUGUGUUAAGUUAUGUAUCAGAGUAUGAAGGCACCAGAGAACAGAUUCGGCAGUCUUUGGAAAUUCGCAAGCAUCUUGAAAAAGCACUUGAUGUAAAUUCUACUGAUGCAACUACUUGGCAUGCACUCGGCGUAUGGUACUUUACAUAUGCCGAUCUAUCAUCAUGGAAAGCUGCAAUAGUUAAGGCGUUGUUCGGAUCAGUUCCAUUAGCGACAUACGAUGAUGCAUUGAGAUGUUUUCAGAAAGCUGAGUUUAUCAAGCCGAAUUUUGAUUCUUCGAAUUUGUGGUACUUAGCAGAAGUAAAAACCAGACUUGGUCAAAAAGAAGAAGCAUUUGAACUUUAUAAAUCUGCAUUCAAAAUGCCAGUUAUUACCAUGGAUGACGGUGAUACUCAUGAUAAGGCUUACGAAAAACUACGAAAGCUUGGCGUAAAGGAUUUCACGAAACUUUGA